Messenger RNA from Dromaius novaehollandiae (emu), 2500 nucleotides. It is a transcript of the gene MBP, whose product is annotated as myelin basic protein. Gene Ontology annotation, molecular function: structural constituent of myelin sheath. The transcript has 9 exons. The coding region runs from base 316 to 1245 and encodes 309 amino acids. Lineage: Eukaryota; Metazoa; Chordata; Aves; Casuariiformes; Dromaiidae. The record is from RefSeq and is a predicted model, not a curated record.
CGGCGCUGCCGCCGCGGGGGUACGGCGGCGCCCGCGGCCACCUCCGGCGCAGGUAGCGGCCAUAGCCGCCGUGCGGCGGAGGGGCGGAGGGCUCCGACGGCGGGCGGCAGCGGCGCCCGCCUCGCCGGCAGCAGGAGGAAGAGCGCGCGUCUGCCGCGGGAGCAGAGCGCUGCCAGCGCCGCGGCUUCUCCGCCCGCCGGCUCCGCGCCCAGCACCUCGCCCCGCCGGGGGGUGGAGGGGCCCUGCCCGCCGCGCCGCGCGUCUCCGGGCGCGCAGGGACGGCGAGGAGAGAAUUUGAAGUUCUGGUGAUCUGUCAUGGGGAACCAUGUAGGAAAGCGAGAACAUAGCACUGAGAAGCCAACCAAGAGUGCUGAAACCAAGGUGGAAGAAGCAGCUAAAGAGAGUCCAAAAGCAGCCAGACUAAUACAGCAGUCUUCAGAGGAUAAUGAAGUAUUUGGAGAGGCAGAUGUGAACCAGAACAAUGGGACCUCCACGACGAGCCCAGCGGUGACAGACCCCAAAGGCACAGCAGACCCAAAGAAUGCCUGGCGGGAGGCCAACCCAGCUGACACAACCGGUCGCCCCCACUUGAUCCGCCUCUUUUCCCGAGAUGCCCCAGGCAGAGAGGACAACACCUUCAAAGAUCGGCCCUCCGAGUCAGACGAGCUACAGACCAUCCAAGAGGACAGUGCAGCAGCUUCAGAGAACUCGGAUUUGAUGGCUUCACAAAAACGCUCCUCCUUCCGGCACGGAUCAAAAAUGGCCUCUGCGAGCACUACAGACCACGCUAGGCACGGAUCGCCAAGGCACAGAGACUCGGGUCUACUUGACUCGCUGGGCAGAUUCUUUGGAGGUGAAAGACACGUUCCCCGGAGGGGCUCGGGCAAGGAUAUACAUGCAGCCAGGGCUAGCCACGUAGGGUCCAUCCCCCAGAGGUCUCAGCAUGGGCGGCCUGGUGAUGACAACCCCGUAGUCCACUUCUUCAAGAACAUUGUCUCACCCCGUACUCCUCCCCCAAUGCAAGCAAAGGGAAGAGGAUUAUCCCUCGCCAGAUUUAGCUGGGGUGGUGAAGGACACAAGCCAGGAUAUGGAGGAAGUGGAAAAUUCUAUGAGCAUAAAUCGGCUCACAAGGGACAUAAGGGAUCCUAUCAUGAGGGCCAGGGCACUCUUUCCAAAAUCUUUAAACUGGGAGGCUCUGGUUCCCGACCUGGAUCGCGGUCUGGUUCACCAGUCGCUAGACGCUGAAACUCUAAUAUGCCAUUCAAGGAUCAUGUACUCUGCUUCAUAAUGUAACUGCCUUAAAAUUAACAACAGCUGCAAGAAUUACCUAGAUAGAUGCAAUCCAUUACUUAAUGCCAAUUAAGUUCUGCAUGCAGUAGAUUAUACAAACUUCUAUUGGCAAUCCCUGAGCAACAGUUGAAUGAAAGGAACACACAAAGUAGCUUUACUAGAUGUUUUCCUUAUUUUAUGUAAAGUAACAAGAUCUCUGACAUUACUCAUUCUUCUUCAGGAUGCCCUAACUGUAUGCUGGACUUCAUUAUUUCUCCCAAGCACCUAAUUUAAGUACAAGUGUUCUGGUUUCUUGAAUUUGAAUUAUAAAUAUAGAGCUAAUGUCUUGGAUAUUGAGUGCCGCUGUUAGUGAAUUUCUGAAACACUGCUGUAAUAAAAAAAAAAAAAAAUCCACUAUGUGCAGAAGCUGUAAGGACUGUUUAUCCAAAUACUUUUUUUGAUUUGGGUUUUUAGCUUUUUUUUGUUUUAAUCUUCCUUCUCUCACUCACAGAAUAAUUUACUUUUCAUAACAGGAUUAGGCAGUCACAGAAAGGUUACCAAACACUGGGAGUUCAAGGUAUGUGUAGUGUGGGAGGGGGCAGAUGUUGUAGAAUCAAUGAGAUGCAGAGCAACAGUAAUAAGGAAGUUCUUUCCAUACAAUGAAUUGCUCAUCGUACCCAAACCAUUAGAACUAAGAGUGGAUGAGGGAGAGAAAGAGGAUUUCAAAUUUGAGUUAGACUAAUGUUAAGAAACCAGGGAUAUUCCCAGAGAAGAAACAUCUAAGAUUGCACACGUGACCACUGAAAGUCACGGUUGCUCUAUACAAGCUUUGCUGCAACAGCAUUAACUUAGCAGUAUAUUAAGUACAUAAAUAAAUAAAUAAGUCUAAUUUCUGAAAGCAAGAAAGCCCUUCAGUACUGGUAUUUAAGAUAGUCCUGCACAUCUCAUGUUAGAAUUUCAAAUCUUUUUCUUGGUACUGCAGCAGUGUUGUAUUUGGUAAGCUCAUCUUAUGACUGAAAACAUCUGGAUGCCGGUUAAUGGCAGUGCACCAAAGCAAACUCAUAUUAAACUACUGUGAACAUUUAACUGUUGUACUGUAGUUGCCUUAUAGAAAUAAAUUGUAACUGAGUUAGAUAUAGAUAUUAAUUGUUCACAAAUUACUAAAAUGAAUGUGUGGCAAUGGUAUUUCCAACCACAUGUAGGAAAAAAAAAAAGGCUCUUCCGAAUUGCA